Arachis duranensis is the source of this 2618-nucleotide messenger RNA. RefSeq lists its product as uncharacterized. Gene Ontology annotation, biological process: rRNA processing. NCBI's taxonomy places the organism in Eukaryota, Viridiplantae, Streptophyta, Magnoliopsida, Fabales, Fabaceae. The record is from RefSeq and is a predicted model, not a curated record. The transcript is spliced from 17 exons. Gene Ontology annotation, molecular function: protein binding. The coding region runs from base 742 to 2196 and encodes 484 amino acids. Gene Ontology annotation, cellular component: nucleus.
GGAGAGAAAAAAAACCCUCCUAACCCAAAGCCUCCCUCAGUCCUUCUCCCUUCCAACCCUAAUUUCCCCUAUCCGCCGCCCCCCUCUUUCCUCAUAGAUCAUCAAUCUAAUCCAGUUGCUCCAUAAUCCCAACUCCUCCUUCACCUGACACCGUUGACCACACUUCAACUCCACCAAACUUUCCUUUUUUUCUGCGUACAAGAAUCUUGGGUACUGGCUUGAACUUUGGGCGUGCCCGCAGAGACGAUUGCUUCCACGCGCCGGUCAGGUCUCACCGCUCAUUCCAAGGCGCUGUUGACAGUAAUAGGCUCCGCAGAGCUCAUAGUGAUGUAUCGUUGAGCCGGUCGUCCGUUUGGGAUAAAUCUGCAGAUUCGGUUCGGGAGCUCGAGAAUUGUACGAGUUUGAAGGGUGUUGCGGUGCCGUCAUGUGAGGUUGCCGAGAAUAUCAAUGAAUAGCAAGGAGCAGUGAGUUUCUCAUCCAUCAAGAAAGGAUUAUGAUGAGUUAUCUAAAAGUGAAAAGAGGAAAGAAAUUUUCGGUGCCGAAUCAAUUUGGGCUUCCAAAUAUUUGGGCCUUUAUUGGGCUAGGUUGAGUUUGUUUUAAGGCCCGUUAAGCCAUCACCGAACUGGACCAUUAAGGGUUCUCCUCCUCCUCCUUGUUACUCUCUGCUACUGCGGCUAGCUGCUGCCACCACCAUUCUACACACACACCACUUUCUUCUUUCGUUUGAUUUCGAGUUUCAAAAUGAUUUCAGCUAUUUCGUGGAUACCGAUAGGUGCUUCGAAGGCGGAACCCACCGUAGUUGAACCUCCUUCCAAGGAAGAAAUUCAAGAUAUAAUCACCGCCGCCGCCGCCGCCAGUGGAGAAGACAGUGAAAAUGAGGAAGAAGCAAGUGAUGAACGCAUGGAUGAUGCCGAUGGCGCCGUCGAUGAAGUUGCGCGAGCACUCAAUGUUGCUGAUGCUCUCGGGAAGGCUGAUAAAUUGGACGAUAUUGCCCUCGGUUUGAAGGAGCUUGACAUGGAACAUUACGAUGAUGAAGAUGAAGGAGUUGAGGUAUUUAGUUCCGGGAUUGGUGAUCUUUAUUAUCCAAGUAACGACCUGGAUCCUUAUAUUAAAGAUAAGAACGAUGAUGAUGACUCCGAGGAACUCGAAGACAUGAUCAUUAAUCCAACUGAUUCUGUCAUUGUUUGUGCUCGUACUGAGGACGAUCUCAGUCUUCUCGAGGUUCAUAUACUUGAGGAUGUCGGUACUAGUGAGAUGAACAUGUAUGUCCAUCAUGAUAUCAUAAUUCCUGCAUUUCCACUAUCCACAGCUUGGCUUGACUGCCUUCAAGGAAGAGAGAAAGGAAACUUCUUAGCUGUUGGUUCAAUGGAACCGUCAAUAGAAAUUUGGGACCUUGAUGUUAUUGAUGCAGUGCAGCCAUGCAUGGUUUUAGGUGGCAUUUCAGAGAAAAAGAAGGGGAAGAAGAAAUCAAUCAAAUAUAAAGAUGACAGUCACACUGACUCUGUACUUGGUCUUGCCUGGAACAAAGCGUUCAGGAAUAUACUUGCUAGUGCCAGUGCUGACAAGCGAGUCAAGAUUUGGGAUGUGGCUACUGGGAAGUGUGAGAGUACAAUGGAGCAUCACUCAGACAAGGUUCAAGCAGUUGCCUGGAAUCAUCGUGAACCAAAAAUUCUUCUUAGUGGUUCAUUUGAUCAUACUGUGGUCCUGAGGGAUGGAAGGAUGCCAUCUCAUCCUGGUUAUAAGUGGUCAGUCACAGCUGAUGUCGAGAGCUUGGCCUGGGAUCCACACACUGAGCACUAUUUUGUGGUGAGUCUCGAGGAUGGUACUGUCAAGUGUUUUGAUGUUCGGACCGCAAAGUCUGAAUCCACAUCUGAUCUAAGUUCUACAUUUACUCUUCAUGCACAUGACAAAGCUGUUACCUCAGUAUCCUAUAACGUCUCAGCACCUAAUCUACUUGCUACUGGAUCGAUGGACAAAACGGUAAAGCUUUGGGAUUUAUCGAACAACCAACCAUCUGUUGUGGCAUCUAAAAACUCCAAUGCUGGAGCUGUAUUUUCUAUUUCGUUCUCAGAGGACAACCCCUUUGUGUUGGCUAUAGGAGGCUCAGAGGGAAAAUUGCAAGUUUGGGACACUUUAUCUGAGUCUGCUGUCUCUCGGCGUUAUGAAAAUUACAACAAGAAUAGAACUCGGUCGUGAUAUAAUUGAGCAUAAUAGUCUUCCUGGUCUCCCCUUCAUAUGUUACUGGUAGGCUAGAAGUAUUUAAGUUAGAUACAGUUGUUGCGAAACAGGUUGAAAGCAAUAUAUUAAGGAUGGUAGAUAUAUAGAGUUUGAUAGCAUGUUCUCUCUCAUAAUUCAUGUAUUUAGCAUCCUUAUAAGUUUUGACUGAACAAUUGUUCUACAGCUUGGAUCAUUGAGUGUUUCAAUUUUUUGCCUUUGUAAUAUAAUUGCAGUCAUGCGCUUGUGAAGAACGAGUUGCAGCGUCUUCUGUAAUCGAACUUGUGUGCCAAACUGCCAACGUUGUUCUCAACUGUUUAUUACAAUGGUAAAUUAGAUUGGUAAAGCAAACGAGUUGUUUGUUUUAAUUUUCUUAAAAUUGAUUUUGAAAUACUACGUGGGUG